This is a messenger RNA of Aplysia californica (California sea hare), 1980 nucleotides long. Its product is annotated as acetyl-CoA acetyltransferase A, mitochondrial. NCBI's taxonomy places the organism in Eukaryota, Metazoa, Mollusca, Gastropoda, Aplysiida, Aplysiidae. Gene Ontology annotation, molecular function: acetyl-CoA C-acetyltransferase activity. The record is from RefSeq and is a predicted model, not a curated record. Gene Ontology annotation, biological process: fatty acid beta-oxidation.
GCCCAUCACCACGCCCACCUCCACAAUCAACAAAGUCUGCGCCUCGGGCAUGAAGUCCAUCAUGUUGGCCGCUCAGAAUCUGAUGUGUGGACACCAGGAAGUGAUGGUCGCUGGUGGCAUGGAGAGUAUGUCGAACGUGCCGUAUUACCUGAAGAGGGGGACAACUCCGUACGGAGGCGUGAAUGUUGUGGACGGGAUUUUGUAUGAUGCACUCACGGAUGUUUACAACCAUUGCCACAUGGGCAACUGUGCGGAGAACACGGCAAAGAAGAUGAACAUCGGGCGGGAGGCACAGGACGAGUACGCCAUUCGCAGCUACACGCUGAGCAAGCAGGCCGCGGAGGCUGGGGUGUUCGACAAGGAGAUUGUACCCGUGGAGAUCCCGCAGAAGAAAGGUUUUGCGGAUGCUGCCAUUGACCCGAUCGACUUCCCCACAGCUCCAGCCCACGCUAUCCCCAAGAUGCUGAAACGCCACAACCUGUCAGUGGACGACAUUGCCAUGUGGGAGAUCAACGAGGCCUUCAGCGUGGUGGUCCUGGCCAACAUCGAGAUGCUGGGCUGUGACCCCGACAAGGUCAACGUCAACGGUGGAGCUGUCAGCAUCGGACAUCCCAUCGGAAUGUCGGGAGCUCGCAUCACGGGUCACAUGGCUCACAACCUCAAGCCCGGACAGUUUGGAGUCGGUGGAAUCUGCAACGGAGGGGGCGGAGCUUCGGCCAUCAUCAUUGAGAAGUUGUAACUGGUCACCACAGGGGUUUUUGUUUUUCUUGAGAAAUUCUCAGCGAUUGCACGUGUGAGGUUUUUUCUCGAGAAAUUGAAUCUUUACAGAUGGAUGGGCAGAUUUUCUCAAGAAAUUAUAACUUGGAAAAGCGUGUUAUUAUUUUUCGUGAGAAAUUGUCUUUACAGGACAAGUAAAGAUAUUUUUGUCUUGAAAAAUUGAAUUGCAGCUGGAGAAGGAUUUUUUUCUCCUCAAAAACUCAAAUCUUUCCAUGAGAGUUUUUUUUUGUUGAGAACUUGGAAUCUUUUCAUGCAGUUGUUUUUUCUAGAGAAAUUGAAUUUUCACUUGUGAGAUUUUUUCUUCCAAAUUGAAUUUUCACUUGUUAGGGUUCUUUUUUUUUUUUUAGAAAGCUUAUUUAAACAUGUCAGGUUAAUUUCUUGAGGAACUGGGCUUUGACCUGUCUGGUCAUUCCUCAAGAAACUGAGGUUUGUCAAAAGCAUCUGCUGGACUGGUCUUCCCUGCUAUGGUAUUAUGCCCCUUUACAGAGUGGCUCAGUCCUCAGGAGGAGUCAUAUAUUCUCCACAUUAAUUGUUUGUAAUUAUUCAGACAGUUUGUUAUGUCGCAGGCAGUUUGUCGAUUAGCUCGCACAACUCCCAAGUCUGCGGAGCGUUCACACAUUUGUAGACAGUUUGGCAGCUCUUGUAAGCUCGGAAUGUUUUUAAAUUGCGUUGCCUGAUCUGUUCUCGUUGUUCACAACCUAUGUAAAAAUGCUCAAUAUGGUGGUCUGAUUAUCAUGUAAGAGUGUUUUUCUAAUUGGUAGAAAAAAUAUUUUGAUUGCAGUUUAUCCAACAUUUGCCCGGCUAAAGAAAAUUAUAGUAACUUUCUUUUUCCCAUUGCUUGUGAAUAGUCAGCCAUCGAAAACCAAAACAGUUCUGUCUUCAAGAAUGAUGUCAUGAAUUGGUAAAGGAACUUUUUGAUGCUGACUGAGUAUAUUUUCUCAGACACUUGGCAUUUGUUGUGACUUUGUGCCAUUUUUUAUUUCAAAUCCACGUUCAGUCUUUGAUGAACUAUAUUUUUACAUAAAGUUGAUCACAGUUAAAAUAUGUGCAUUAUGUUGAAGCCCAAUACUUUUCUCUUCACAUGAGCUAAAGACUUCAUGAACAACUUGUUAUCAGAGUUUGUGGUUUGUGUAGUACGUAUCAGUGUGAAGAGAGAGAAAAAUGUGUAUCUGAAAUAAAACUUAUUAAAACUGAGGAAAAGGA